AUGCCCUACGAGCCCCUUCCUUCUCUCUUGCAAGCGCCGCCCAUUGGUGAGGGGGGGACAGUGGUGUCGCCUUCUGUGGUGAUCACCGACGAGCAGCGCCUUGUGACUGAGCAGCUUGGGGAAGAGAGCAGUAUGGAUAGAGUGCAGCAGAGUGGGGGGCAGCUGACAGUGGAGCAGCAGACAGGGCAGCAGCAGAGUGGGGAGAAGCAGUGA
Closterium sp. Naga37s-1 is the source of this 213-nucleotide messenger RNA. Lineage: Eukaryota; Viridiplantae; Streptophyta; Zygnematophyceae; Desmidiales; Closteriaceae. The record is from the annotation of a GenBank genome assembly.